AUGGCCGACAACGCCGAGGAUACGGGACAGCUGUCACCAAGCCAGCAAGAUGCCUUGCAGCAGUAUAUGCAGUUGACAAACCAAGAGGCAAAAGAUGCCAUCCCGCUACUGACAAGAUCGCAAUGGAAUGUGCAGAUCGCCAUUUCUAAAUUCUUCGACGGCGAGACCGCCGACCCAGUUGCCGAAGCAAUGGCAGCUCAGGAAGCUCCGCGCUCGACCGCACGCCACGAGAAUCUUCAGGAGAGCUUCUUGGUGGCACCGGACCGAUCAUCUGCGGCGAGCCGGCGAAACCGAACCGACGCCGCUCCCCGGGUUGUGCCCUCGCCGCCCGUGAUCCAUCGGACACCGUGGUUUCUGGGCCUCCUGCUCACGCCGUUCAGUUGGGGCUGGCGGGUUGCGUCGACCCUCCUCCGCACGAUUGGAUACAUCCUAGCGUUCUUACCUGCUUCCAUACGGCCGCGAACUGUUACAGCUGGAAUUGCCACGGGCUUCCGAAGCCCAAGCGGUCGACGGAUGCUGAUGCCCCGGGAUGCGGCAGCUAGAUUCAGACGAGAGUUUGACGAAGAAUACGGAUCGAAUAGCCUCUCAUUCUUUGAGGGCGGCAUAGCCCAGGCACACGACCUGGCCAAAAAGGACCUUAAAUUCCUCCUCGUCUUGUUCAUGUCUCCCGAGCACGACGACACCGAAUCAUUCAUCAAGAACACACUGCUGGCCCCGGAGGUUGUUGAAUUCCUCAAUGACCCGGCCAAUAACAUGAUACUGUGGGGAGGCAACAUUCUCGAUUCAGAGGCAUACCAGGCAGCCACUGAAUAUGCUUGCACGAAAUAUCCCUUUUCAGCCCUCGUGUGCUUGACACCAAAGGAAGGCAGCACUCGAAUGGGUAUUGUCAAAAGAUUGGUGGGCCCAAUGCCUCCUUCGACUUACUUGUCAGAACUGCAAGCCGCCAUGGAAAAAUACGGCUCCGACCUGAAUAGGGUGCGAGCUGAAAGGGCUUCACAGGAGCUGGCUCGUAGCCUGCGCGAUCAACAAGAUUCGGCUUACGAACGAUCACUGGCCAUUGAUAGAGAGCGCGCGCGAGAGAAGAAAGAGGCUGCCGCUGCCGCGGCGGCGGCGGAGAAGCGAGCUCUGGAAGAGGCCGAGGCUGCUGCUGUCCUGGCUGAGAAACGACGACAGUGGAAAUCAUGGAGAGCCCCGAGGAUCCUACCCGAGCCUCCCGCGACCGACAGAAAGGCUGUUCGGGUGGCACUCAAGAUGCCUGAAGAUUUGGGAGGAGAAAGAAUCGUUCGGCGGUUCCCCCACGACGCCGCUGUCGAAGAGCUAUACGCAUUUGUUGACUGCCAGGACAUUCUGCGCGGCGAAACUCUGGAGGAGGACGAGGUAGACGAGCCCGAAGGCUACGAGCACAAGUACGAGUUCCGGAUAGCUUCGACCAUUCCGCGUGUGGUGUACGAGCCAAGCAAAACUGCGACGAUGCUGGAGACGAUUGGCAAGUCUGGCAAUCUCAUUGUGGAAGACCUAUCUGAUGACGAUGACGAGGAUGACGAAUGA
Molecule: messenger RNA, 1548 nt
Organism: Trichoderma aggressivum f. europaeum
Lineage: Eukaryota; Fungi; Ascomycota; Sordariomycetes; Hypocreales; Hypocreaceae
Exons: 2
Coding region: 1-1548 (515 amino acids)
Cellular component (GO): endoplasmic reticulum
Molecular function (GO): ubiquitin binding
Source: RefSeq, a predicted model, not a curated record